AGGAUGAUUGGAAGGAGUUUGAGCAAAAGGAAGAAAUCGAUUAUAGUGGUCUUAGAGUUCAGUCCAUGCAAAUAAGUGAAAAAGAAGAUGAUGAAAGUGAAAAAAGAGAAGAACCUGGUGAAAAUUGGGAGGAGACUGGUGGUGUUGUAGACAGAUCAUCUGGUCCUUGGAACAAGUCGGCUCCUGCUCCAGCACCUGUCAUUGAACCGACUGUUACAGAAACCCCUGAACCAGUCCAGACGGGGGGUGUGUACCGGCCGCCUGGCGCCAGGGAGGGCGGCAGGCCACGGAGGGCACAGCAAGGACCACCAGAGAUCUAUAGUGACACGCAGUUCCCAUCACUGCAGUCCACCGCCAAGCUUGUGGACAGCCGGAAGGAUAAAGAAAUGGAGAAGAGCUUUGAAGUAGUAAAACACAAAACUAGAGGUAGGGAUGAGGUCUCAAAAAACCAAGCACUUAAACUUCAGCUAGACAACCAGUAUGCUGUGCUUGGAGAUCAGUAGAGCUGCAUACACAUUACAAUUAAGGAAUGCUUUUUUGGUAACCCUUCUACUAAGGUAACUAAACUACAGCUAACGGCUAUGAUGAACAUGCCACCUUAUUUCUGCUGGAUCUACUGCAGCAAGUGCAGACUGCUUUGACAUAAGUGAUUGGUUCUGCUGCACUGUGGAAGCAUACUAUGUUACAACUUCUCCAUUGGAUAUGGGGCAGAUUAAUAUCAAUGAUUGAACAAGAGUCAUCAGUGUUCUUUAAUUGCUCAGAAAGAUACCUACAGCCAGUGGUCAUUUCAAAAUCUUUUUAUGUUCAGAUACUGAGCCUUCGUAAAGGUUGACUACCUCAGACUUGCUGCACUCAUUGUGGAUACCAUGUGGAUCACAACUUCUGGAAGAGAAGGUUACAGCUGUUUUAGUGGCCAUCUGAAACUUGAAACCAGCUCUACUGGAUUCCUGUCAGAAAUCCUGCAGAAGUCAGCCAUUUGGUUCCAAUUUGCUAUAACAAAGAUUUAAGUGACCUUAAUGACAAACCUAUUCCGUUCCCCUUCUGAGGAAUCCUGUCAUGUGUAGCCGUAGCCUACCAGAGACUCCUGAAGCGUUCCAUACCACUCAUACUAUCCAAGUAUAACAGAGCUGUAGUUUGUUUACCUUUUUAGAUAGCUGUGCUGAAGUAACUGCAAAACAAAUUGAAACUCAUUCAGUAUCAGAUUUGAGGAAUUAUGGGUUUGAAUGAUCUGUUUGCAUUAGCCAUUUUCACAGUUGUCUGUUUAAGCAUUUUUUUAAAUUGCGUUCUCCACAAAAAAAAAAAUGCCUGCCUUGUUUCUGGUAUCAAAUUGCAGCAUAUUUAAAUAACCAUGAGAUGUUGUAAUGAAAUAGGGUCUCUUCUGGUUUUUUGUCAUGGGGUUUGUCUUUCUCACCCCUAAAGCACUAAGACUUAAGAGUUCUGAUUUGACACAGAGGUAUACAGACUCCAACGAUGGUCUUGUUGAAUUUGCCUUC
Molecule: messenger RNA, 1493 nt
Organism: Chaetura pelagica (chimney swift)
Lineage: Eukaryota; Metazoa; Chordata; Aves; Apodiformes; Apodidae
Gene: CDV3
Product: CDV3 homolog (mouse)
Exons: 4
Coding region: 66-503 (145 amino acids)
Cellular component (GO): cytoplasm
Source: RefSeq, a predicted model, not a curated record